AUGUCGACCUGGGUGUGCAAGGUACUGGCCAUCGGCUGCGUCAUUUCGCCAGCAGCUGGUUUGUGGCCCUUGAAUGAACAGUACGGAGCAUCAGACAUAACCGGAAACGGAAACGACGGGACAGCCACAGGAACCCAGCUAGCCCCAGGUCCGUACGGAGACGCUGACGGAGCUUUCCUGUUCUCGGGAACUGCACAUUCCUACAUCGACAUCCCCAACAAUGGUAUGUUGGAUGUGCGCUACUCCUUCACCAUACUGGCGCACGUCUACCCUACCGGAGAGGCUGGACCGAUCUUUGACUACUCCGGGACCGACUCCGCCGUCUGGAACUGGGCAGUACACCUCUGGCACUUGUCUCCACAGAACCUGCAGUUUCGGCCUUUAGACAGAAAUGGCCAUCUUUCACAAGACGUCACUGCCUGUGUGCUGCAACAGAACGCGUGGAACUACGUGGGUGGGACCUACAACAGUGCAACAGGAAUGGCAUCGCUCUGGCACAACGGCGAACUGGUCCGUGAGAAAUACAUCGGAGUUUCCGAAGUUGCCAGUCAGUACCCUGUCCGGGUGGCGGUGAGGUGGGACGGAAAUGAUCGGUACUUCUCGGGCCGUAUCGCCUGUCUACAGCUGUACAACUACGCCAUGACUAAAGAACAGAUUGUAGCAGUGCGUGAUGUGUGUAAAGAUGCGACUCCUGGCGGUUGACAUCCGUACGACAACGAGUUCGUCUAUCUGCUGCUGUCGUGGGGCAACCACAACUCUGGAUCAUGUCGAUGUCACAUUGGCAAAAAGAGACAGGCAAAUCCAAUAGAUUUUAAAGUGUAAUAUUGUAAUUUUGUUUUGCAAUUUUUCUGCAUAUCAUGUGAUACAGUCCGUAUAGACUGACUGACUAUGAAAGGUCUUGUAAUUAUUGAUACCCCUGUCACAUUUGGCGAAAAUCGAUCGGACGACGAUUCUGCGGCAUUCGCCCGA
Messenger RNA from Branchiostoma floridae (Florida lancelet), 969 nucleotides. RefSeq lists its product as uncharacterized. Lineage: Eukaryota; Metazoa; Chordata; Leptocardii; Amphioxiformes; Branchiostomatidae. The transcript has 4 exons. The coding region runs from base 1 to 702 and encodes 233 amino acids. The record is from RefSeq and is a predicted model, not a curated record.